Lindgomyces ingoldianus is the source of this 1843-nucleotide messenger RNA. RefSeq lists its product as uncharacterized. NCBI's taxonomy places the organism in Eukaryota, Fungi, Ascomycota, Dothideomycetes, Pleosporales, Lindgomycetaceae. The coding region runs from base 74 to 1843 and encodes 589 amino acids. Gene Ontology annotation, molecular function: protein binding. The record is from RefSeq and is a predicted model, not a curated record. The transcript is spliced from 3 exons.
CGCAUGCCUACGAACUCUAAAUUGACCUACUUGAAACUGGUAUUCUUCGCCAGGGCCUUAGGCUGUGGGAGAAAUGGAAGAUUCAUCUGGCCGUAGUUAUAAAAACUUGGUCGCAAGGGACCACGCACUAAUUGUCGCCGGAGAUAUUAUCUAUAACAAUCAAGGCCCACCUCCGCGCGACUAUAAGGGCAGCUACUCGUACUCCUUCCUCCGUGUGGUUGCAACUUUUGUGCAACGGCCCAGCCUACACGACAAUCUUCAGAAACAGCUUACACGCGAAAGAUUUCAGGACAAUAACCAGGGUUCAAGAGUCGUCGUUGUGUGUGGCCUAGGCGGGACCGGCAAGUCACAGCUGGUUCUAAGCUACUUUCAGCAACACCGAUGGGAAUACACUGCGAGCUUUUGGAUCGAGGCAGGCCGGAAAGAAACUAUUGAGCGUGACUUUCUGCGAGUCUACCACCUACUGUUUGACGUAACUGGGCAAGGAGAUGUGAAGAUUGAAGAUGCGGUGUUGGGAGUUAAAAAAUGGGUUGUCGAGCGAGAAGGCAGGUGGCUAUUUGUUUUUGAUGGCGCGGAUAGUAUUGAUAGGACGAAGAGCGACAAGAACCUAAACAAUUACGUCAAUAUUGAGCACUUUAUCCCAGAUACGCCCUCUGUUGAUGUUAUCCUUACCACCCGAAGCCCAAGCGCCGAAGGACUGACGCCAGUAGAAGUGGUAAAGGUGGGCGAAAUGGAAGCUGUGGAGGCGACGGCACUCUUCCAAAAGUGCUCAAAGAUGGAUUGCAAAGGCCACGACAAAGCUACCGUCAACAAAAUUGUAGGGGAGCUUGGCUUCCUCGCGCUCGCAGUCAGCCUAUCUGGGACAUAUGUGUACAAUACCCCACGGCUGAAGCUAGAUCUGCAAGAGUACCUCGAUGAAUACCGAACGCGUCGAAAAGAGAUACUUGCUGAGAUGCCUACCUGGCUCGUCCACCAGUACGGAGACAGUGUUCUUACCACAUGGGAAACAACGUUUGAAGCAGUCACCCAGCAGUGUGAUCAGGCGUCAAAAUUUCUAACGCUGCUAGGAUUUAUUAACUUUGACGACAUAUUCAUCGACCUCUUCCUACCUAUCAGCCAAGACAAUAGCUACGAGCAGAAUAAAGAGGACGGAGCCGGGGUUGUAUGGUAUAACAGAAUAUUCGGAGGGGCGGAACCCGACAUGUAUACGAUUGAGAAAUGCUUUAGGGUCUUGCAGUCGUAUGGCCUUCUUCAGUGGAAACCAGAAAAUAGUUACGCCAUGCACAAGCUCGUGCACGCUUGGGUGUUCGAUCGGCUUCAUAUCGAAGACCAGCGCAGGUACGUUCUGCGCAGCUACGUUCUUCCGUCGUUGUCCCUCUUGUUCAACGCAAUAUCAAAAGCCGGCCACACGCCUAAAGCACGGCAGCGACUUGUGCCACACAUUAUGGCCAAUUUUGAGGCUGUUUCUAAGGCGGAUCUACAAGAUUUGGAUAUAGAAAUUGCCAUUAGACUUUUUAAGACAAGUGGCGACUUGCUUAGCAACGAGGGGCGUUGGAUAGAGGCCUAUGGCAUACGGAAGUUUGUGUACUUCAAGACGCUUGCAAUGCGGGGUGGCGAUCAUCGACAAACUAUCUCAGCAAUGGGAGACCUCGCCAACACGCUGGGCGGUCAAGGCAAGCUAGAAGAAGCAGCAGCGAUGAAUAAGGAGGUGCUGGAGAAGAGGAAGCGGAUUCUUGGCAAAGAACAUCUUAACACUAUCUCAGCCAUGAACAACCUCGCUGUCACGCUGGGCAAUCAAGGCAAGCUAGAGGAAGCAGCAGCGAUGAAGAGGGAGGCAAGCUAG